AUGUCUAUCGAAAUGACCGAGGAGUCCACGCUCGUCAUGAACACGAUCCGCGAGGCAAUGGACACGGCGUUCCGGAGAGAGCGCAUCGAAUCGGCGCGGUACAUGGCAAUCUACACGUGAGUUCCCCUCUGCCAAUCAACACAAAAAGCAACGUUCUCUGUGCAGAACCGCGUACACCUAUGUGGCCACGGGAGUCUGUUUGAAAGUGGACGGCGACGGCGGCGAUAAGAAGGCGCGGCACAUGUACGACACGGUCAUCAACCACAUGACCGACUACGUGCGGACCAUUCUGGAUAAAGGCGUCGAGUUGAGCGGCGAGGUUUUGCUCGAAUUCUACACGAUCGAAUGGAAGAACUACCGAUUCUCGACGGUGGUGAUCGACGGAAUGCUCGCAUACCUCAACCGUCACUGGGCCCAUCGAAAGAUUGACGAGAAAGAUACGGAAGUGUGCGUUCUGUACAAGUUGGCCAUCAUCAUCUGGAAGCGAGAAAUGUUCGAUGUCCUCGAGACGAAGCUGAUCUCGGCGGUGCUGGAUCUGAUCAAAGCCGAGCGCAACGGCCAGAUCAUCAAAACCAACUACAUAUCCGGACUGAUUGCAUGUCUUCGGGAGAUGGGAAUCGAGGGCGAAAACAGGAAGACGAACAAGGAGAAGAAGUUGGACGUGUACAAAGCGUCGUUCGAGGUGCCCUUCAUCGAGGCCACCGCAGAAUUCUACGAUAACGAAGCGAGACAGUUCUUGAGAAACGGAGGAAGUGUGUCGGACUAUAUGAAGAAAGUGGAGAAGCGACUGGAGGAGGAGUACAACCGGGUCCAAUUGUACCUUCACACGAGCACAAAGACCCCGCUGAUCGCCAAAUGCACAGCUGUGCUCAUCGCGGACCGUCUGCCCGUCUUCGAAGAGCAGCUCGCAGCGUUUCUCGUGGCCCACGUGGCCCACGACGACCUCAGCAGGAUGUACCUGUUGUGCAGCGAAGUGGAAAACGGAACGGACGGACUCAGAGACGCCCUCGAGAGGUUUGUGCUCAAGGAAGGGCUGACGGCAAUGGAGGAGGUGGCUGAGAAGGCGAUAGCGGAUCCCAAACUCUAUGUGCACACGCUCUUGGUCGUGUACAAGAGAUACUGGCGGAUCGUGAAGGACGCGUUCAAUAAUGAUGCCGGAUUCUUAAAAUCGCUCGACAAGGCGACCGCCAAGUUCUGCAACUCCAACGCGGUCACCGAACGUACACCUCUUGCGCAGAAAUACACAAAGACCGCGGAGCUACUGGCCAGAUACGUCGACUCAUUUCUGCGAAAGAGCAGCAAGAAUCCGGAGGAGUGGGAGCUUGAGGAGCUAUUGAACGACUCGGUUAGUAUUAUGAGUACUCGUUGAGGUUACAACUAUCAAUUUCAGAUCUCGGUCUUCAAAUUCGUCGAGGACAAAGAUGUGUUCUUGCGGUACCACACGCGGCUGUUCAGCAAACGGCUCAUCGGCGGCGUCUCGGCCAGCGACGAAGCCGAACAGAUCUUUAUCUCGAAGCUCAAAGAUCUGUGCGGCUUCCAAUACACAAUGCGGCUCUCGAAUAUGGUCUCCGACGUUCAAGUCAGCAGGGAUCUCGCGGGCGACUACAAGGAGAAGCGGGCGGCCGAGCAGAAGGAUGGAAGCAAGUCUACGGAUCUGGCGGUUCUGGUUCUGAGCACUGCGCAGUGGCCAGUGUUCCCCAUGACUAAUGUCGAUCUUCCGAGGGAAUUGUCAAGCAGUCUCGAGGCAUUCACCGAGUUUUACAACACAAAGUUUUCCGGACGGAAGCUCACGUGGGUGUACUCACAGUCGAAGGGAGAAGUCCACUGCAACGCGUUCUCGAAGAAGUUCGUCUUCGCCGUAAGUUCUCAUUCUUCUAUUGUCUAUGACUGGAAAUUCUGAAAUUCCAGGCCACAGCCGCUCAAAUGUCCACGCUUCUCCUCUUCAACACGAACAAUGCCUACACCUUCAACGAGAUCAGCGAGGCGACAAAGAUGGACGCAAAGACAACGGCGGUCAUUGUGGGAUCACUCGUCAAGUUCCAGGUCUUGACGUCCGAUGUUCCGCUCCAGGGAGACGAAGCUCCCAACACGGCCACCGUCAGUUUCAACAAGAAGUACUCGAGCAAGAAGGUCCGAGUGGAUCUCACGAGGUUCUCUGUAAAGGUCGAGGCGGUCAAGGAUCAGGAGACGGUUGAAAGGACGCUCGAGGCGGACAGAAAGCAUGAGAUCGACGUGAGUUUAAUCACAAACACUCCGAUCCAAAGCUAUUCCAUUUGCAGGCUUGCAUUGUGCGCAUUAUGAAGAUGCGGAAGACGUGCUCGCAUCAGACGCUGAUGUCGGAAGUGAUCUCCCAACUGUCGUCCCGAUUCAAACCGCAAGUCGAGAAGAUCAAGAAGUGCAUUGGAUCGCUUAUCGACAAGGAUUACAUGAAGAGGAAAGAUAAUGAGAGGGACCAAUACGAGUACAUUGUCUAA
This is a messenger RNA of Caenorhabditis sp. 36 PRJEB53466, 2474 nucleotides long. NCBI's taxonomy places the organism in Eukaryota, Metazoa, Nematoda, Chromadorea, Rhabditida, Rhabditidae. The record is from the annotation of a GenBank genome assembly.